UGCUGCCCUCACUCUCACUGGCAGGUCCAUCUGUCCUGUUGCUCCUGCACUCCUUCACUGACAUUAGAGCCUAUUUAUUGGGGAUUCCAACACGAAUCUUCCAGGCCUCCAGCACCAGAUUGGGACCACUGAGACAUCCCGCGUCAUAGAUGGAACAACUGCUGCGUUCUUGUCCUCUUUAGUGUGAGAAGGCCAUUGCUGGACGACUCGAACAGUAUCUCGGUCAACUCACUAUCCCUUAAAAAUUCAUUCUCCCAAGAAGAAGGGACAGAAAGGAAGACCACUUUGUAAGAAAGGCUUUGGUAUCCCAUGAACGAGCCAGCAGAACACCGAUUGGGGUGCACCAGGACUCCAGAGCCAGAUAUAAGGCUCAGAAAAGGGCACCAGCUUGAUGACACAAGGGGAGGUGAUAAUGACAACCACCAAGGAGAUUUGGAGCCCAUUUUAGAGACACCUGUUUGUUCUUCCUAUUAUGAAAAUAGCUCCGAGGAACUUGAGUGUAAUGAUGACAAUUCCCAGGAAGAUGAAGGGUUUAUGGGCAUGUCUCCUCUCCUACAAGCCCAUCAUGCAAUGGAAAGAAUGGAAGAAUUCGUUUGUAAGGUAUGGGAAGGGCGAUGGCGAGUGAUCCCUCAUGAUGUGCUACCAGAUUGGCUUAAGGAUAAUGAUUUCCUUCUCCACGGACAUCGGCCUCCUAUGCCUUCUUUCCGGGCCUGUUUUAAGAGUAUUUUCAGAAUACACACGGAGACGGGCAACAUUUGGACACAUCUCCUAGGUUGUGUAUUCUUCCUGUGCCUGGGGAUCUUUUAUAUGUUUCGCCCAAAUAUAUCCUUUGUGGCCCCUCUGCAAGAGAAAGUAGUCUUUGGGUUGUUCUUCUUGGGAGCCAUUCUCUGCCUUUCAUUUUCAUGGCUCUUCCACACAGUCUACUGCCACUCGGAAGGGGUCUCCCGACUCUUCUCUAAAUUGGAUUACUCUGGUAUUGCUCUUCUGAUCAUGGGAAGUUUUGUUCCUUGGCUUUAUUAUUCUUUCUACUGUAACCCACAACCUUGCUUCAUCUACCUGAUUGUCAUCUGUGUGCUGGGCAUUGCAGCCAUUAUCGUCUCCCAGUGGGACAUGUUUGCCACCCCUCAGUACCGGGGGGUCAGAGCAGGAGUGUUUGUGGGCUUAGGCCUGAGUGGAAUCAUCCCUACUUUCCACUAUGUCAUCUCAGAAGGUUUCCUGAAGGCUGCUACCAUAGGGCAGAUAGGCUGGCUAAUGCUCAUGGCUAGCCUCUAUAUCACAGGAGCUGCCCUCUAUGCGGCCCGCAUUCCUGAACGCUUCUUUCCUGGCAAAUGUGAUAUCUGGUUUCACUCUCAUCAGCUGUUCCACAUCUUUGUGGUUGCUGGUGCCUUCGUUCACUUCCACGGCGUCUCAAACCUGCAGGAGUUUCGUUUCAUGAUUGGCGGGGGCUGCGCUGAAGAGGACGCACUGUGAUACUCUCCAGGAGCCAGGGACUGUGACCCUGAACCAGGCCUGCAGCUUCCACAGGCCUCCUUGCUGGCUGUCAGUGCCAGUGCCAGAGAAGCCCCAAAACUUGGACAGCCUCGUGGGCCUUGUGAUGGCCCAAGGGCUCCAUGGGGUACAAGACUAAGAAGAGAAAAACAAAAAUAAAUCAUACCUCAAAGGAUGGAGUGCAUCGAUUUGGAGAAAAGGAGAAAUGGCUCAUCCCCUGACUCCCCUUUGGGAUCUACCAAUUGAGGGCAACUCUGCAAGACCCUUCCCUCACAGACUGGCUUCUGAUGGGACCGUAUUUAUUUGUAGAAGAUGGGAAACAGUUUAGUUGGUGGUUCUUCUCCCUUUCUCUCUCCUUAAAGCAGUAAUACAUAUGAGUACUAUGCGCUAAUUGAUUGUGCCACUGGAGCUCCUUAAAACAAUAAUCAAAACCAAUUUAGGUGAACAUUUAUAUCAGUAAAAGGGUGGGAGUGCAAUUUUAGGCACUCCUUUGGGAGAACCAAGAAAUUAAUGUAAAUAAGAUUUCUAAUUUACUGUUUAAAUAAGAAUUUAUAUAAACAUUUAAAACAUAGGGGCAGGGAGGGAGGGAGACUUUUUUUUUAAAAGGAUGAAACAUGCAAGUACCACACACUGUUUCAAUUUUGCACAAAGUGAUAGAAGGAAGAUGAAGUGGUAGCCCCAGAAUGCACGAUGUCUUGUGCACCAAGGUGCCUUCCAUAGGCCGGUAACCCUUGGACCCUGCUGGGGCAGGGUACAGCUCUAGCCAGGGAUUUUCUGGCCACUCUCAAGACUGCAAGCCCUGAGGCACCCCGAGGGGGAGGGAAGUAGAAGGAGGUAGUGUGUGCUUUCUCAGUGGACGCAGCACAGGUUGUCAUAAUGGCUCUAGAGAAGGGAUUUGAAAGGCUGUUAUGUAGUUAGUAAUGAGCCUUUCUGAAGAGUGGGGCCACUUGGUUCCACCAUACAUGUAUAAGGCGGUGAUGGAGGUGAGGAGGACCUCUAUGAGCAUCAGCACAGGGCUGUCUGCUUCUUCCCUGGUGUCCCAGAUAACCAGGUGUUAGUUCUUACCUGAAUAGAGGUAUGGCCAUUUUCCAGACCUUCUCUGUGGAGUUCUGAGCCAUUCUGCAAACUUUGCUCUAUUGAGAAUCACUGCCCUAACUGUCCUUCCACCGGGAAAUAAGAAACUGCCCCAUCCCCUACCCUCACCCCCAUUGGCGUCAUAGCUCCUAGCUUGGAGCCAGCCACUAGAGAGAUUUGGAUGUUCAUGGGUCUCACCUGAAGUCAUAUAUGCAGGUGUGGAGAACCAUCCCACUGGACUAGGAGUGAUGAUGUUUUUUUUCUCUGGUGCACUGUCUUGGUAAGCUUGGUGUGACAGAACAGACUCUUCUGCUCCCCUUGAAUAAGAAAGUCAGCAGUCCCUACUGUGGCAUUGUUAGCACUCACUUAGUGCCAUCUGCAAGGCGUUUAAAAGGAAGUGGCAUGUUAUUGCCAGGUAGCCUGAUAGAAUUAAGCCCACAAUUUUGAAUGGCUGCUAGAAGUUAGAAGUAAUUUCUGUGUCCCAGGGCAUCUUGUUACAGGUUUUAGAGGGAGUGAACGACUUGGGUCUGGCUUAGAGAAUUUUGAUCUUGGCUCCUAAGUGAGAAACCAAGUACUUAAGUCUUCAAGACAUCAGGCAGGCAGCACAUCCUGGGGCUGGUGGCUAUUGCAGUGUAACGGGCCGGGCGUCUCUGGGAUACUUCGGGAUGUGAGAAGCUUCUGUUUACUCACUAGGUUUUCUUGGCCAUUGUCCUUCCUUUACCUUCAAAUCUCCAGCUACUGCUGGGAAUCCGGGAAGGAGUCCAUUGUAAAACCUGAGAAGAGUUUAGGAGUAUUUUGGUUGUCGAUAGGGUGACAACCUAGGUACACCAAACAGAAAACUGGAUGAACAGCCUUGUGGCGGACAGAACUAACAGUGUUAAUCCCUCAAGAAGCUCUUGGGCAGGACAGUGUCCACCUGGAGGGAAGCCACCUAGGUCUGUGGUAGCAACAGCACAUAUCAGAAGCCAGGCUUACUCCCUGCCCGUGUAAUUUGGGACUGCUGAGAUGCUUUCCCGUGACACCUACUAAAGUAGGUCUUUGGGUCUAGUCAUCCCUCUUCCCAAAGCAGGGAGAAUCUGGUUCAACAUAGCACAAACUCGUAGGGAAAAGAAUCACCACCACCAGUGUGUAGUCAAUAACUUCCCUUCUGGGGGUGUGUGUGGGCAUGUGUGUGCCCCUGUCUGUUCGCGCAGCUCACUACCAACAGCCUCCAUGUGCACUUGACCUUGUGGUGCCUCCAGGAACUCAGCAGGCGGCACCUGAAUGCCUUACUCUCAGCAGUCUGAGGCUGGCUUGCUCUGCGCACACAUUUAUGUCUCAUUUUCUUUUUUUGGCCCCAGGCCCUAGGAUGGUUAGGAACCUGUACACCUUCAUUCUUUGAUCACUAAACAGUGGCCUUUUUCAGUAUUUUCCCUCUCCCCUUUAUAAGUUGCUGAAGUCACAAAGCACACUUUUGGGGAUCAUAGAAGGUUGUGGUUCCAGAAAGGCAUCUAUGUGAUGGUUCCAUUCACCAUGGGAUUUCCCUACUUGAUGUCUUCUCAAUUUCUCUAAUAAAAAGAGCCAAAUGAAAGAUGAA
This is a messenger RNA of Psammomys obesus (fat sand rat), 4138 nucleotides long. It is a transcript of the gene Adipor2, whose product is annotated as adiponectin receptor 2. Lineage: Eukaryota; Metazoa; Chordata; Mammalia; Rodentia; Muridae. The record is from RefSeq and is a predicted model, not a curated record. Bases 310 to 1470 code for a protein of 386 amino acids. Gene Ontology annotation, cellular component: plasma membrane. Gene Ontology annotation, biological process: adiponectin-activated signaling pathway. The transcript has 8 exons. Gene Ontology annotation, molecular function: signaling receptor activity.